UCUUGAAUAUUCCGAAGAUGGUUCUAGCAGAGGUUCGAUCUUUGCAAUAUCGGCUCUUGGCUCGGUUUUUGCUUGGGGAGCCAAUGGCAAGCGACAGCUGGGAUUAGGCACGACGGGUGACACCAUGAUUCCAGCCAGAAUAUUGGGAGGGUAUGGAAAGUUGGCCCCGAAAAGAGUUGUGCAAGUGGCUGGUACUACAACAUAUUCCCUGGCACUUACAUCAGACGGACAGGUUUAUGGAUUUGGACAAAGGUUUAGCACAGACAGAGACUUCUGCGUAAGAAAGUUAGGUGGUCCUUGUGUUACAAGAGUGAUGACCUCGAUAGCUUGUAAUGACAACUAUCCCUUCGGAGUUCUUGAUUCAGGAGAGGUUGCUACUUUGCUCGAGCCUCGCUACGAAAAAAUAGAUAUGAAAGGUUUAGCAAUUUCAAAGAUUGUGUGUGGAAAAUCACACGCGCUAGCUUUGUCUUUUGACGGAAAAGUAUAUUCUGGCGGGAGAAGCAACAAUGAAUACGGUCAGCUGGGAAACGGAACCACCAAUGUUGGACAUAACCUUUAUCCAAUGGAAUUUAUAUCAGAGGCAAUUGGCAGGGUGAAGGACAUUGCCACGGUCAACUACGACGAGAAACAGCCUUGUGCCGCAAUAACCGAAAAAAAUGAAGUUUAUAUUUGGGGGCAUUACAAUGGUCUACAUUUAAAUAAAUUAAUCAAAAUCCAUUACCAUUUUUUUUAUGAUAAAUUAGGUCAAAACUAUUUGAGCCCUUCAAAGACGACAUUUUCAACUCUGGAUGAGGUUUUCGCUGGUCUAGGGAUCACAUGUCGAUCAUUGAAACCGAAGGAAAGAAUACUUGAAGUAGCCCCAUUGAAACCGAAAAUUUCGAGCCCUUCAAACACGCUCUAUGAUUGCGCGGGACGGAUUAUCGAUGACGCAGAAUCGUCCGAUUUCGCGUUUUUGGUUGAGGGAAAGAAAAUUCACGUCCACAAAUUGAUUUUGAUGAUGCGAUGCACCGUCUUCAAGACCAUGUUCCAAGAGAGCAACACUGCAAGCGAGCACACAAUCGAGGGGCACAGCUACGUCGCUUUUUACGCCUUCUUGAAAUAUUUCUACACGGAUGAAAUCGACUUGCCACCAGAUUCCGCACUCGAGCUGCUUGCCUUGGCGCAUUUCUACCACCUUCCCGCGCUGCAAGAGAAAUGCGGAAAAUUCAUCAAAAGGGGCGUGACGGUGGAAAACGCAGCCGUGAUUUUCGAGAAGGCGAUUCAGUACGAAGCCAAGGAACUUGAGGAGUACGUGUUCAAGUUCUGCGUGGAUCACAUGACUGAUGUGAUAAGCAGUGACGCCUUCAAGACUUUCAAGCCAGAUACCGUAUCAGAGUUUCUGAGGCGUGCGGCACAGCACGGAGCAUUCAAGAAUUGAUAAUUUUGUUGAUUUUUAUCUUAUAAAUAAGUUCUUUCUUCGCAAAAUGUAAA
Molecule: messenger RNA, 1470 nt
Organism: Cloeon dipterum
Lineage: Eukaryota; Metazoa; Arthropoda; Insecta; Ephemeroptera; Baetidae
Product: RCC1 and BTB domain-containing protein 2-like
Exons: 8
Coding region: 125-1417 (430 amino acids)
Molecular function (GO): protein binding
Source: RefSeq, a predicted model, not a curated record